This is a messenger RNA of Quercus robur (English oak), 1408 nucleotides long. RefSeq lists its product as uncharacterized. The record is from RefSeq and is a predicted model, not a curated record. The transcript has 4 exons. Bases 71 to 1096 code for a protein of 341 amino acids. NCBI's taxonomy places the organism in Eukaryota, Viridiplantae, Streptophyta, Magnoliopsida, Fagales, Fagaceae.
CCUUGCGUAGUUGUACUUCUCUGUCACUUUUUCACUCUCAGACGCUUUGAACUCAAAGGAAAAGGUGGAAAUGGCGAGAGUUCUGAGUCCGAGAAACAAGCCAGGUUUCCACAACCUCCUGACUCGGUUCCUCAACUCACCGAGUCCGCCUCAUCGUCACGGAGCUACAAAAUCACUGGAAACCCUAGCCUACGAAGAGAUCCAAGCUUCAACAACAGGGAAACCCUACAACUCAACAGCCUUCGUUCUUCACGGCCUUUUGGGAUCCGCCAGAAACUGGAGAUCGUUCUCUCGAACCCUAGCUUCCGCUCUCUCCAACUCCAAUUCCUCUCCAUUGGAGUGGAGGCAAGUGCUUGUGGAUUUAAGAAACCAUGGAAGAUCAGCUGAGAUAGAAACCCUAGAACCGCCUCAUGACAUGGUCAACGCGGCCAACGAUUUGGCCAAUUUAGUCAAGGCUCGAGGUUGGGCUUGGCCCGAGGUUGUUAUUGGCCACUCCAUGGGUGGUAAGGUUGCGCUUCAGUUCGCAGAGAGUUGUGCUCGUGGUGACUAUGGUGAUUCUGUUUCAUUGCCCAAACAGCUGUGGAUACUGGAUUCCGUCCCUGGAGAGGUGAACCCUGAAAACAGUGAUGGAGAAGUUGAGAAGGUGUUGCAGACCUUACAGAGUUUACCUUCAUCAUUCCCAUCACGAAAGUGGCUUGUCAAUCAUAUGAUUGAACUUGGGUUUUCCAAGUCCUUGUCAGAAUGGAUAGGCAGCAACCUCAAGAAAUCAGGAGAGCAUGAGACAUGGGCAUUUAAUCUUGAAGGUGCUGUGCAGAUGUUCAAUUCAUACAGGGAGAAGUCUUAUUGGCCCCUUUUGGAGCAUCCGCCAAAAGGUAUGGAGAUAGCAAUUGUGCACGCAGAGAACAGUGACCGGUGGGACUCAGAUGUGAUCCAGCGGCUUGAAAGCCUUGCCACUCGAGUAGGAGAUGGGUCUGAGGGGAAGUUUUCUGUUCACGUGCUUCCCAAUUCAGGCCAUUGGGUUCAUGUGGACAAUCCGAAGGGACUUCUAGAGAUGAUUGCUCCAAAGCUUGCAUCUCUUAAACCUCAUAGUACUUGAUAUAGUGGAUAUUAACAAUGUAACAAUUUUUAUUCUGAAAUCUGAUUGGUUAUUCAAUAAUGACAAUCUUUAAAAAAAAAAGGUUUGAUGUGUACUCUCUUAGAAGUUAGAACCUCGAUUCUUGAGAGUACAGAAUUCAUGAUUGCAGAGUCAGAUCCAUCUGAAUGUAUUUCAAUUUUUAAUCCAGUUUCUGUAUCAUUUGGAUUUGCUGGUCUAGUUUGGGACUUCCAUUUGAAGUUGAAAUUUGAAAUGUAAUCGGUUGACAAGCAUUCUUAAGUGGUAUUAAAGUUGAAUGAGAUUUUUACCUCAGAA